AAGUUCAGUAAUUGACGAUGGCGUUGCUAUCGAGCGGAAUGAAAGUCCUAACGUUGGACAACAUGAAUCCUUGCAUCAAGACGAUGGAGUAUGCGGUUCGUGGACCUUUGGUGAUCCGUGCUGUGGAAAUUGAAAAAGAACUCCAAGCAGGGAAAGAGAAACCGUUCAAGGACGUCAUCAGGGCCAAUAUUGGUGAUGCGCACGCGAUGGGGCAGAAACCGAUCACGUUUCUGAGGCAGGUAGUUUCGGCAUGCGUGAAUCCUGAGAUCUUAGAGGAUCCGAAAACUCCGGCCGACGUUAAAGACCGCGUUAGCCGCAUUCUGAAGGCCUGCAAAGGAGGGAGCGCUGGUUCCUAUUCCGAUUCUCCUGGGAUUGAAGUCAUUCGUCGAGAUGUUGCGGAAUAUAUAAAAAACCGGGAUGGUGGAAUUGAGUCCAAUUGGGAGAAUGUUAUUCUGUGUGGUGGGGCCUCCGACGGGAUCCGAGGAAUCAUGAAGCUGUUGAACGUAGUCGGAGCGGAUGGGAAGAAGCCUGGGAUCAUGAUCCCGAUCCCGCAGUAUCCUUUGUACACGGCUUCUAUCGCCGAAUUCGACAUGGCGCCGGUGAAUUUU
Molecule: messenger RNA, 608 nt
Organism: Notodromas monacha
Lineage: Eukaryota; Metazoa; Arthropoda; Ostracoda; Podocopida; Cyprididae
Source: the annotation of a GenBank genome assembly